UAGAGACAUUUACACUUCUUCCGUUUACUGACAUCCGGUUCACGAGGGUGCAAGCCCAGACUGUGGAAAAAGGUCGUCCGAAAGACACGAUCAGCUGAAAAGUAGUAGAGUAGUGCGAUUUUUCCAUUUAACAUUAUAUGAUGGAAAGUGCCGGUAGAGGUCGAGUGCUGUCUAUUCAAAGUCAUGUUGUAUCUGGUUAUGUCGGGAACAAAAGCGCAACAUUCCCUCUUCAGGUGCUUGGUUUCGAAGUAGAUGCCAUAAAUUCUGUACAGUUUUCAAACCACACAGGAUAUAAAUCCUUUACGGGACAAGUUAUUAAGUCAGACGAACUAGGAGAGUUAAUUAAAGGAUUACAAGACAACAAUCUGGACAAAUUCUCCUACUUACUUACAGGUUAUAUUGGUGAUCCAACAUUCCUUCACAAAGUGGCUGAUGUCAUCAAAGAGUUAAAGAGGGUAAACCCAGGCCUGGUAUAUGUAUGUGACCCUGUAAUGGGAGAUGAUGGGCAGAUGUAUGUACCAUCUUCCCUGCUAGCAAUAUACAAGGAGGUCAUACUUCCAUUGGCAGAUGUCAUUACUCCUAAUCAGUUUGAAGCAGAACUUCUCACUGACAUAAAGAUUAACAGUGAAGCAGAUGCAAUGAAAGCCAUGCAUUGUCUACAUGAUAGGGGCAUUAACACUGUCGUGAUCAGUAGCACAGAUUUGGGAUCAGAGAAUGUUCUCAUUGCUAUGGGAAGUUCAACAAAAAAUGGGUCCAAAACAGGAAUUCGUUUGGAAAUACCCAAGCUUCCUGCAAAUUUCACUGGGACUGGUGAUCUGUUUGCUGCAUUAUUACUGGCUUGGAUGGACAAACAUGCUGGCAAUUUAAAGCUUGCAUGUGAGAAAACCAUAUCAACCAUACAAGUUAUAUUAAAACGGACUCUGAAGGUAGCACAAGAACUGGCAGGACCAGGCAAUCAUCCAAGCCCAGGUCAAUUAGAAUUAAGACUUAUUCAGAGUAAAAGGGAUAUAGAAAAUCCAGAAUUAUGCAUUGAAGCAACAGAACUUUGAUAUUUAUUGCUUCUUGAUGUAGUGAGACUUAA
Molecule: messenger RNA, 1081 nt
Organism: Lingula anatina
Lineage: Eukaryota; Metazoa; Brachiopoda; Lingulata; Lingulida; Lingulidae
Product: pyridoxal kinase
Biological process (GO): pyridoxal 5'-phosphate salvage
Cellular component (GO): cytosol
Molecular function (GO): pyridoxal kinase activity
Source: RefSeq, a predicted model, not a curated record